This is a messenger RNA of Neohortaea acidophila, 984 nucleotides long. RefSeq lists its product as uncharacterized. Bases 205 to 852 code for a protein of 215 amino acids. The transcript has a single exon. NCBI's taxonomy places the organism in Eukaryota, Fungi, Ascomycota, Dothideomycetes, Mycosphaerellales, Teratosphaeriaceae. The record is from RefSeq and is a predicted model, not a curated record.
UCGUGGGCGGCGCCACGGAUGCAGUGCAAGACACCGCGGGCCAGGCUGUGAAUCAAGUCGGAGACACGGUGGGCAACGCGCUCGGAGGGCUUACGGGAGGAGGCAAGAAGGGCGAGGGUGAAGAGAAGGGCGACGGCGGCGAGCAGUUGCGACUACGGUUGGAGUUGAAUCUCGACAUUGAGAUCCAGCUCAAGGCGAAGAUUCAUGGCGAUCUCACCUUGGGCCUGCUCAACUGAGUGCUGGAUACAUUUACGCGAGUUCUGUUUUAUUUCUAUCAUUCUGCGGUGCAGGGAGUUCUCGAAAUGUAUGGUAGUGCACCGUCAAAAAUCGAUUGAUCGAUCAAUGCACACGACUUCUCUCGCAUUUCGCCAUCUGUCGAACAAACCAAGGCUGAGAGCAUCACGAAAUGUUGCGAUGACCUCCACAAAUAUGACGAAAAUAGGCCGUGUCUUGCUUCGGUCUUGCUUUGAAGCAACCACGUUCGGCCUUGGAAGGCUGGCGUCGACUUCCCGAUUCAGCUCACAUCGGGUCCGUCCAAGAUUUCCAACUUCACGUCCUCGCGCGUGCCUUGCUUUGGCCCUGCACACUGCUCCACUCCCCCGCCAAACCCCCGUUCCACCACGCAGAUAUUACGAGCCUGCUGUCGUGGACCCGAGUUAUCCGCAAUGGCGUAAUUGCUUGCAUACGCCGCUGAUUUCAUGCCUGUGGCUGAGACACCUGGAGAACAUGGGUAUGCCGUGUCCACGAGCAGGGGAGGUGAUGCCGAGCCCACUUUUGCCGCGAAACCGCCUCUUGUUCCCAAGCAGGUUUCGGCGUGCGCGCAUGCCUGUUCGCUCAUCGCAUGCCGGAUGAAGACAUCUUACCACCAGAGCUCUGUUGUUUCUUGCCCUUCCCUGACCUCUCCUUCUGCUCCAUUCACAUUUCACCCACGUCUCAAACUUCCUCGUCACGAUCCAAAAUGUCAAGCAGAGAGUACUUAGAACA